Meloidogyne enterolobii is the source of this 1146-nucleotide messenger RNA. The record is from the annotation of a GenBank genome assembly. Lineage: Eukaryota; Metazoa; Nematoda; Chromadorea; Rhabditida; Meloidogynidae.
UUAUGACUUUAUGUGACUUACUAAUCAUUACUAAUCAUCGUCAUCAUCAGCGCGUACUUUCUUUGAACCGAGAAAUUUUUUUUAUUCCUUUGUUAUUUUUUUCUUUUUAUUCCAUAGUAUGUGAAAAUUUGUAUAAAUUAAAUGUAGGAAAAAACACGCCAACUAAAAACCAGUUUUUAGUUGGCAUUUUAAAAAUGUACAAAAUAAAAAAAAAGUUUUUUUAACGGAAAAAAUUUAGAAUGCAAAAAUAUGUCAAAUUUAUUUAAUUUCUUUCCGAUUAAACAACAUAAACUUUUGGCCUUUCCCUUUUAUGACGCAUUUAUUUUUUUAUUUCUAAAAUCUUAUUUAUAAAACUACAAAAUCAAAAUUGAAAUAACCCUUAGAAAAUAUUAAUUUUAAAAUUAGGGUUGUACCCCGAACGCUUGGGAGUUGGUGUGUCAUGGUACGAGGUUUUCACAUUGUUUCGAGGCGGGGUUUGGGUCGAGUGAGCAAAAUAUGUAUGGUCGGGUUCGGGCCGAGACUUGGAACCAAAAAAGGCAUUUUUGGUAUGUUUGUAUAACUUCGAAAACCCCGAAACUUUUCUGGAUUGAGGGACUGGGUUUUCAAUUUUUCGAAGGAGUACAACUCUAAUUUUAAUAAUAUUAAAAAAAUAUUUUUUCACUUUCUUUCUAAAACAAAAAAAAAUAUUCUUGUACUUAUUUAAUAUUUAAAUCUUUCAUACUUCAUUUUUUCCCUAAAAACCACUUCAAUCCUCUCCUAUAUUUUUGUUUAUAUUUAUGUUAUUGUCUCUUUUCUAAAUACUUUUAUCCCCAUGGAGUUCUAAUUUGCUAUGACAUGUCUCCGUUUUUUACAGAUUUUUUUAUAGACUGUUGGUGGUAUGGGCUGUUCAUUAAAAAAGAAAUCUUUCACCCCAUUGUUGUUAGUUUUUGAACUUUUAUAACAAAAAAUUUGGUAUUUUUAUGGUUUUUGUCCUUACACUUUUUAGGCCUUAAGAAAUGGCAUUUUCAAUUUAAUUUACCAAAGAUUAGAAAAAAUUUGGAAAUGGAAAAAGAAGAGAAGCUCUGAUUUAGUGCGGGUGGUCUUAAUUUCCUGCUUCCUGCCUUUAAACUUUAAAAAUUCAGAAAAGCUUCCUUAUUUUUACUUAUU